Phytophthora sojae is the source of this 321-nucleotide messenger RNA. RefSeq lists its product as hypothetical. Lineage: Eukaryota; Oomycota; Peronosporomycetes; Peronosporales; Peronosporaceae. The record is from RefSeq and is a predicted model, not a curated record. The transcript has a single exon. The annotation marks the transcript as partial. Gene Ontology annotation, molecular function: protein binding.
GCUGACGUGGAUGCUAGGAACGACGUCGGAGCUUCAGCACUCAUGUGGGCCGCUGCCACGGGCGAGCUUCAAGUCGUGCGGUGUCUUGCCCAAGAGUGCGGUGCGGACGUCAACGCCAAGACGAAGGAUGGGAACACUGCGCUAGUGGUGGCUGGUCAGAACGACCGCAUUGACAUCGUCCGGUGCCUUGUGGAACAGUGUGGGGCAGACCUGAGCGUCCAGAAUAAUGAAGGAAUGUCGGCUCUGAAUCUGGCAGCCCAACGUGGAAAGCUUGAGCUCGUCCGGUAUCUAGUUGAGUAUAGUGGAGAGGACACCAACGUC